Messenger RNA from Vicia faba (fava bean), 1494 nucleotides. The record is from the annotation of a GenBank genome assembly. Lineage: Eukaryota; Viridiplantae; Streptophyta; Magnoliopsida; Fabales; Fabaceae.
AUGAAUUCAAGAGAGUUGAACAUGAUGAAAUUUCCAAUGAGUUUGAUUAGCACUUGGUCUGAUGAUCACGAUGAUAAUGAUCAUGGUGAUGAUCAUCGCAGCAGCCGUGUUAUUGUCGAUGAAGUCGACUUUUUCUCGGAUAGGAAGGAGAAAUCGUCGUCGCCCGAUGAUCAUGUUUCCAUCAAGAAUAAUCAGAUUUAUGAUCCUCAUUGCACUCUCCAUGAUGCUGACCAUGUCAACACCGGUCUACAACUUCUUAUUACUAAUAUUGGAAGUGAUUUGGAUGAUGAAUCUACAAUGAAUGCUGGAGAUAAACAUGUCAAGAAUCUUCAGUUGCAAUUGCAAGAAGAGCUUAGACUAAAGAACGUAGAGAAUCAACGGUUGAAGGAAAAGCUAAGCGAUUUGCAAAUGCGAUAUGUGUCCUUAAUGCAACAGAAUCAACGAAACGAAGCUUCGGAAAAUGAGACUGUGAAUGGAAAAGCUGAGGGGGGAGAUGGUGUGAUGGCUAGAAAGUUUGUGAAUGGUUCAUCAUCAGAAGUAGUAGAUGAUCCAAAAGUAUUAAAUUCUCCUAAUUUGGAUGAAAGAAAGCCAUCAAGAUCGCCGCGGAACAACAAUAAAACUGAUCAGAAAGAGGCUGAUCCAGAUUCAACAGAUCAACUGGUACAAGUUUGGGAGCCAAAUAAGCUUCCAAGAUUAAACCCCUCCAAUGCUACUGAUCAAGCUGCUGCGGAAGCUACUAUGAGAAAAGCACGUGUCUCCGUCCGUGCGCGAUCAGAAGCCCACAUGAUCAAUGAUGGGUGUCAAUGGCGAAAGUAUGGACAGAAAAUGGCGAAGGGAAACCCUUGUCCUCGAGCAUAUUACCGAUGCACAAUGGCGGUCGGUUGCCCCGUUCGCAAGCAAGUUCAGCGUUGUGCUGAUGACAGAACAAUUCUGAUAACAACAUAUGAAGGGACACAUAGCCAUCCACUGCCACCUGCUGCUAUGCCGAUGGCGUCGACCACCGCAGCCGCUGCCACGGUCUUACUAUCUGGAUCAAUGUCAAGUGCUGAUGGGGUGGUGAACCCAAAUUUACUAUCUAGAAUUCUUCCAAAUUGCUCAUCUAGCAUGGCCACACUCUCAGCAACAGCACCAUUUCCUACUGUCACACUAGACCUCACACAUGACAACACAGAUAACAAUAACAACCAAAAUUCUCAUUCCCAGUUUCACCUAGGACAGCCUCAAAACUUUGGAUCAGGACAAUUACCACAAGUCAUUGCACAAGCACUUUACAACCAAUCCAAAUUCUCUGGCCUUCAACUGUCCCAAGAUGUUGGAGGCUCUUCCCAAUUGCACUCAUCUCAACAAGCUUCAUCACUCAGUGCUGCCAUCACCGCCGAUCCAAAUUUCACCGCAGCAAUCGCCGCCGCUAUCUCCACCAUAAUUGGCGCUGGUUCUCCCAACAACAACAACAACAAUCCUAAUAUCCUCAACAGUGCUGCUUACAAUCAGUAG